GUUUUCUUCGCAUCAGCCACCACGCUCAUCAAUAUCCACAUCAUUGAGGAGGAUCGAAAAGUAAAUAUAAUUAAAGGGAAUGUUGCAUUUACUGCACGGGACGCUUCAAGUGAUCAUAUAUGAAGUCGAUAAGCUACAUUCUGGACACAACUUCAAUCUCAACAACCAGGGUGCAAGAAAUUUUGGGAAGAAAGUUCUUACCCGAGUCAAGAGUAUUUUGCGAUCCAAACCUCAAAUAAUUGGGACUAGAUUGUAUGCAACAGUUGAUUUAGAUAAAGCAAGGGUUGGGAGAACAAGAAUGAUACGCCAAGUCUCUAAACCUAAAUGGAACGAGACAUUUCAUAUAUAUUGUGCCCAUUCCAUUUUUGAGAUUAUAUUCACUCUUAAAUAUGAUAAUCCUGUUGGGGCAACUCUUAUUGGAAGAGCUCAUGUACCUGUUGAGCAAAUCCUCAAAGGCAAUAUAAUGGAUACUUGGGUUGCUAUAACCGACGAAGAUCGUCGUCCCAUACAGGGUGGCUCUAAAAUACAUGUUAGAAUGCAAUUCUUUAAUGUUACUAUGGAUGUAACUUGGUCUAAAGGAAUCAAGAGCCCGCGAAAUGCAGGUGUUCCUCGUGCAUUCUUUGCCCAAAAAGUUGGCUGCAAAGUUACUUUUUACCAAGAUGCUCAUAUCUUAAAUGCUUAUCUUCCAAGGAUUCCUCUGUCCGAAGGAAGAUGUUAUGAGCCCUAUAGAUGUUGGGAGGACAUUUUCAAUGCAAUCACAAAUGCUAAGCACUUGGUUUACAUAACUGGAUGGUCUAUAUAUACUAAAAUAACCUUAGUAAGAGAUCUAAGGAGGCCAAUUUCUGGGGGAAAUAUGACCCUUGGGGAACUUCUUAAGAAGAAAGCUGAUGAAGGUGUUAAUGUUCUGAUGCUUGUGUGGGAUGACAGAACUUCUAUUAAAGAGAUAAAGAAAGAUGGGUUGAUGGCAACUCAUGAUCAAGAAACACAAGAGUAUUUUAAGAACACUAAAGUGCAAUGUGUGUUGUGUCCACGUAACCCAGAUGAUGGACGUAGCAUAAUUCAAGGUUUUGAGAUCUCAACAAUGUUCACUCAUCAUCAAAAGACAGUGAUUGUUGAUAGUGAAGUACCUGGCGGAGGAUUUGAUAGUAGGCGAAGGAUAGUAAGUUUUAUUGGUGGUAUUGAUCUGUGUGAUGGGAGGUAUGAUACUCAAGAACAUCCUUUAUUUUCAACUCUCAACACAACCCAUUAUAAUGAUUUCCACCAACCUAACUUUCCUGGAGCUUCAAUCAAGAAAGGAGGCCCAAGAGAGCCGUGGCAUGAUAUUCACUGCAAAUUAGAAGGGCCAGUGGCUUGGGAUGUCUUAUUCAACUUUCAACAAAGGUGGGAGAAGCAAGUUGGUAAGAAAUUCUUACUCCCUCCUAAACUUCUUGAUCGGAUUCUAGUACCUCAAUUUUCCAUAACAACAAAUGAUAGACAUACAUGGACUGUUCAAUUAUUCAGAUCUAUUGAUAGUGGUGCAGCUUCUGGCUUUCCUCAAGACCCAUCUAAAGUAAUUGAAUUAGGCCUUGUCAGUGGGAAAGAUAACAUCAUUGAUAGAAGUGUUCAGGAUGCUUAUAUAAAUGCAAUUAGACGAGCCAAGAACUUCAUCUACAUUGAAAACCAAUAUUUCUUAGGGAGUUCAUAUGGUUGGAAAGAGUGUGACAUAAAAGUUGAAGAUAUUGGGGCUCUACAUCUUAUACCAAAGGAGUUGUCCCUGAAGAUCAUAAGCAAGAUUGAAGUAGGAGAAAGGUUUUCAGUGUACAUUGUGAUUCCAAUGUGGCCAGAAGGUGUCCCUGAGAGUGAUUCAGUACAAGCAAUAUUAGAUUGGCAGAGAAGGACAAUGGAGAUGAUGUAUAUUGAUAUUGCUGUAGCCAUUCAGAGAAAGGGAAUUAAAGCCCACCCUAGAGAUUACUUGACAUUUUUCUGCCUUGGAAAUCGAGAGAGUAAGAAAAAUGGUGAAUAUGUUCCUCCAGAGAGACCAGAUCCUGAUAGUAAUUAUAGCAAGGCACAAAAUGCUAGGCGCUUUAUGAUUUAUGUUCAUGCCAAGAUGAUGAUAGUUGAUGAUGAAUACAUAAUCAUUGGUUCUGCCAACAUAAACCAGAGAUCAAUGGAUGGUGCAAGAGAUAGUGAGAUUGCAAUGGGUGCAUUCCAACCAUAUCACCUUGCAUCCUAUGGCCCACCUAGAGGUCAGAUAUAUGGAUUUAGACGAGCUUUAUGGUACGAGCACCUUGGGAAUAAUCCUAAAGGUGAUGAAGCGUUUGACCAUCCAGAAAGUGAAGAUUGUGUGAAGCUUGUGAAUUAUCUUUCAGAUUUGAACUGGGAAAAUUACUCAAGUCAAACAUUUGAUCCACGAAGUUCAUUCAACCACCUUAUGCGUUACCCUAUAGAUAUAACUAGAGAUGGGAAUGUAACACAAUUACAAGAGUUUGAAUUCUUUCCCGACACUAAUGCUUCAGUUUUAGGUUCUAAAUCAAGCCUUCCUCCAAUGCUCACCACCUAACUUUAUGCAUGAUGAUCAUGAAUUAGUCGCUUCAGCUACCACAAGCAACAAAGUGAGGCAAGAAGAUAGAGAUAAGGCAUGCAUGGAUGGCCAAAGGAAGUAGAUGUUCUAUCGAUUAUAAGAAUCUUCUUUAAUUAAAAUGAGAACGAUUAUUCAAAAAUAGUGUUAAAUUUCAUCAUGCCAAGAAGGUUGGAAUUAUUGUAAAAGCUUUCGAUCUUUUUAUAUAUAAUUGGCAUGUGUUGAUGUGUUA
This is a messenger RNA of Prosopis cineraria, 2789 nucleotides long. RefSeq names its product phospholipase D alpha 1-like. Gene Ontology annotation, molecular function: D-type glycerophospholipase activity; calcium ion binding. Gene Ontology annotation, biological process: phosphatidylcholine metabolic process; phospholipid catabolic process. Gene Ontology annotation, cellular component: plasma membrane. The coding region runs from base 80 to 2539 and encodes 819 amino acids. Lineage: Eukaryota; Viridiplantae; Streptophyta; Magnoliopsida; Fabales; Fabaceae. The record is from RefSeq and is a predicted model, not a curated record. The transcript is spliced from 6 exons.